This is a messenger RNA of Cylindrotheca closterium, 570 nucleotides long. The record is from the annotation of a GenBank genome assembly. NCBI's taxonomy places the organism in Eukaryota, Bacillariophyta, Bacillariophyceae, Bacillariales, Bacillariaceae.
AUGGCAGGAUUAGGCCGACGAACGCACUAUCGAAAGCAUUUGACGGAUUCUGUUCUCAAUGAUUUGCCUGAGCCCAAGGAAAUCGAAAAAAUAGCCAAAGUAGUCUCAACAAGAGGACUGAAUCAAUUUGACAUUUUGGUUGCCAGCCAAGGUGACGAAGUGGACGCCAAUCGCACGCCACAAUUGGCUAUUCUUCCAACCAAGUUCCACAAAUUGGUCUGGGUCAAAAGGAAUGACUUCGUGAUCGUAGAGACGGGUGAUGACAGUACUGAAAAUGGCGACGACAAAAAGGACGGAAUCCGAUUCAUGAUAUCCCACAUUUUGUACAAGGAUCAAAUCAAGCACUUGAAAUCCAAAAGUCUCUGGCCAGUGAAUGAUCCCGAGUUUGAAAGUGAGGCUGGUGAGGAAGUAAUAGAGGAUCCAAAAGAAGAGGAUGAUGGGAUUGUGUAUGGAAAUGAUUACUAUGAUAUGGGGGAAGAAAACGACGAUGAUCUCUUUGUCAAUACGAAUCGUUUAGCCCGGUUAGAAAUUCAAGAUUCUUCGGACAGUGAAAGCAGUGAUGAAGAAUAA